AUGGAUGAGUUGGAACAUCGUUGGAAUAAUCUACGGUUGUCAGAGGAGGAAGAAGUGGUCCUGGAUUUCCCCUUCGGGGAGGCUGAGGAUGUGCAAAGAAAGGGUCAACGGAAUCUCAUUGGGAGGAUUUGUCUGGAACGUGUGGUAGGGAAGGAGAUAGUCAGUAACGCCAUGGGUAAAAUUUGGAAGAUAAGCAAGAGAGCAAAAUUUCAAGAAGUAGCAAAGAAUACAUUUGUGUUAACCUUUACUACUCAUGCAGAUAAAGACAGAAUCUUGGAGGGAAGACCAUGGCUGUUUGAUAAUGGCCUUUUUGCUCUUCGACCCGAUGAUAGUACCAUACAACCCUCACAGAUCAUGUUCGAGUCUGAAGCCUUCUGGGUUCAGAUUCACAACUUGUCGUUGGGACAAAUGACAAGGGAUUAUGGACUGCUUAUUGGGGCAUUAGUAGGACGAGUGCUUGAAGUUGAUACUGCAGAAGAUGGUAUCGGCUGGGGAAAGUUCCUGCGGGUGAAGCUAGAAGUUUCUUUACACAAACCGAUUGCUCGUGGACGGUUUGUUAACUCUUAUGGCAAGAAGUUAUGGGUGCAAUUUCAGUAUGAAAAACUCCCUUGA
Molecule: messenger RNA, 612 nt
Organism: Carya illinoinensis
Lineage: Eukaryota; Viridiplantae; Streptophyta; Magnoliopsida; Fagales; Juglandaceae
Exons: 1
Coding region: 1-612 (203 amino acids)
Source: RefSeq, a predicted model, not a curated record